GUUGAUGAAGAGACCAAUUAACCCCUCCUCAAAGAUGCUAUUUGAAAAGAUUGAUAAAAAGAUACAUUUUGAUGUUAAGAAGAGAGAGAAAAACAAAACAGAGCAAAAACAGAGUCUUCAGACAGUAUAUCCUCUUGAUGGAAGAAUUGCUCCAUUUAAUCACAAUGAUUAUCAUCCAAAGAUAGUUUAUGAGAGUUCAAGUACAAUUUUCUCUAGAGUAGGCACCUCCCAUGAUAUUCAUUCAAGAGGUUUUGGAAGGAGAAAAUUUACUGCUCCAGGCACAGACAAGAAAAGCUCGCAGGCUAAUCUACAAAUAUUUCGGUGUAAUUUAGACAAGAACGGAAAAUGCUAUUGAUUGCUUCACAGAGAGAGCAAGUACAGAGGGAAUUCAAACUCUCAAAGCAAGCGAAAGUUGUUCCUAGAAUUCCUGUGCAGAAAUGAUAAGAUUACAGAGAAAUAAACUCAGGAGAGAAAAGAAUAUUAUCGGCAAUAAUAACAAGAAUAAUGACACAGCUUUGUUCAACAGAAAGUUACUAAUGAGCUUAAAAUAAAAUGAAUAAAUUUUCCAAGAGCAUGAAGCCGAAGAGAGGUCUUAAUGAAAAGAAAAAUAAACGGAAGAAUAAAGCACAGGCUGGGAAAGAAACUAGCUUGAUAGUUAAAGAAAAAAGCCGUUAUUCAAGAUGAACUAUCUACAAAAACACCAAAACUCCACUUCAUACAAAAAUGACAUAAAAAUCUCAAGAACACCAAUAAACCUAAAACUCGUUUCCAAACCCAUAAAACACCUCAAACCCUCUCUAAAGCACCCCCAAAACAUGAAAUCGUUCAAACCUCAAAAUCUUACCUUCAAACACCUCCGUUUAAGCUGAAAAUAACCUAAACAGCUCUCUCCAAUCAAUCUCUAAAGAAUACUCCACUUGAAAAUCAAGCAUUUCAAUGCUACGAAAGACCCUUAAGAACUUCCAUUUCAAACGCCCAGAAUCGCCACUCAGAGAGCUACUUGAUAAUACAUCGAAGUAUAGUGC
Molecule: messenger RNA, 1025 nt
Organism: Moneuplotes crassus
Lineage: Eukaryota; Ciliophora; Spirotrichea; Euplotida; Euplotidae
Source: the annotation of a GenBank genome assembly